CCAUCCAUUAUUUUUUAUUUCCACAUUGUUUUCCCGUUUUUGAGUCAUCUUACAAGAACCUUAGCUCCCCCACUAGAACCCAACCCACUACAAUAUUAUUACUAUUAAUUGCUCUUCAUAUUCUUCUAUCUAUCUUAUCAUAUAUAUUUCUUCAACAUAAAAGAGUGAGUUUGAUGCAGCAUCGACAAAUUAAUAUGGCGAACCGGUGGUGGACCGACUCGGUUGGGCUGGGCGGGGUUGACACCUCUUCUUCCCCCAUCAAAAAACCGGAUCUGGGCUUUUCCAUAAACGACACCGUAUCGGCACCACCCACAGUGAACCACGGCGCAGAAGAGAAAGAAAACAGUGAAGAUCCCAAAGAGGGAGCCAUAGAGGUCUCAACACCACGCAGGCCCAGGGGCCGCCCACCGGGCUCCAAGAACAAGCCCAUACCGCCCAUAUUCGUGACCCGCGACAGCCCUAACGUUCUCCGAAGCCACGUCAUGGAGAUAGCAAACGGAACUGACAUCGCUGACAGCCUCAGUCAGUUCGCCAGAAAACGCCAAAGAGGUAUCUGCGUUCUCAGCGCCACCGGCACCGUCGCCAACGUCACUCUCCGGCACCCAACCGCUCCCGGCGCCGUCAUGCCACUCCACGGCCGGUUCGAGAUCAUUUCGCUGACCGGUUCGUUCUUGCCUGGACCGUCCCCACCCGGUUCGAGCGGUUUGACCGUUUACAUGGCGGGAGGACAGGGACAAGUUGUUGGCGGUGGAGUGGUGGGUCCAUUGGUGGCUUCAGGAGCGGUUAUGAUAAUGGUGGCUACGUUUUCCAAUGCUGUGUAUGAGAGAUUACCUAUUGAGGAUGAUGAAGACGAUGAAGGACAUGGUGGGGUGGUUCGUGGAGAGGGUUCGUCCUCGAAUCUGAUGUAUAAUAGUAACAAUUUGGAUUUGGGUGGUGCUCCGAAUCUGCAACAGUUGAAUCAUGAAGCUUAUUCUCCUUGGUCGCUUGGUCAUGCUAGACCACCCUUUUGAAUUUUAUGAACAUCUUCAACUUACUUUCUCUUUUCUGUUGUUGUUGAACGGUGAAUGUUUAGUCAAACGAGACGACAAUUGAUAAGUAUGUUAAUUUUAUAUAUUCUUAUGUAUAUUUUCACGUUACUGCAACAGCGAUCAUAUGAUCUAAAAUCCU
Molecule: messenger RNA, 1167 nt
Organism: Abrus precatorius (Indian licorice)
Lineage: Eukaryota; Viridiplantae; Streptophyta; Magnoliopsida; Fabales; Fabaceae
Product: AT-hook motif nuclear-localized protein 20-like
Exons: 1
Coding region: 174-1010 (278 amino acids)
Cellular component (GO): nucleus
Molecular function (GO): minor groove of adenine-thymine-rich DNA binding; DNA-binding transcription factor activity
Source: RefSeq, a predicted model, not a curated record